Messenger RNA from Cucurbita pepo subsp. pepo (vegetable marrow), 1442 nucleotides. RefSeq names its product putative protein phosphatase 2C 68. Gene Ontology annotation, molecular function: cation binding; protein serine/threonine phosphatase activity. Gene Ontology annotation, biological process: protein dephosphorylation. Lineage: Eukaryota; Viridiplantae; Streptophyta; Magnoliopsida; Cucurbitales; Cucurbitaceae. The record is from RefSeq and is a predicted model, not a curated record.
CAGUGCAAAAUGCUUUCUCUUUUCUUCAUUUGCCUCUCUGUUUCACUUUCUCUCUCUGGAAACAAGGCAGUCUUCUGCUCUCUCUCUCUCUAGAAAAACCAGAGAGCCACUGUUCAAUUGCAAUUCAUCUCUUGGGGUUUCCCUCAAUUUCUGUUUUCGGAAAUACCCAAUUGAAAUCGUUGUUGUUUAAUCGAUCCCUCUGUGAGAAAGUGGGUAUUGGGGCUUUGUUGCAGAGGGAAAUGAGGGAUGUUUUCGUGGCUGGCAAGGAUGGCGUCGGCUUGUUGGAAACCAGUGAGGCGGUAUGCCCGUAUGAACAAGGAUGAUGAUGAAGAUUGUUCGUUAGAGGACUCUUUGUUGUGGAGCAGAGAGCUUGAAAAGCAUUCUUAUGGGGAGUUUUCUUUUGCUGUGGUUCAAGCGAAUGAGGUAAUUGAGGAUAAUAGUCAGGUUGAGGCUGGCCGUGAUGCCACUUUUGUCGGCGUUUAUGAUGGCCAUGGUGGCGCUGAUGCUUCUCGCUUUAUCUGUGAUCAUCUUUUCAGGAAUUUAAUGAGGCUUGCUCAAGAACAUGGAACCAUAACCGAAGACACCGUCCGGAAUGCAUUUUCUGCUACGGAGGAAGGGUUUCUUACCCUUGUUCGUCGGUCUUGGGGUAUCAAACCGACAAUUGCAGCAAUGGGAUCUUGUUGCCUGGUCGGAGUUAUCUGGAGAGGUACAUUGUUCAUCGGUAACGUUGGCGAUUCCCGGGCUGUCAUCGGUUCUUUAGGUAAAGCUAAUAAGAUAGUUGCAGAACAGUUGACAAAGGAUCACAAUGCAAGUAUUGAGGAGGUUCGACAAGAACUCCGGUCCUUGCAUCCCGAUGACUCACAUAUCGUCGUUAUGAAGCACGGAGUCUGGCGUAUAAAAGGCAUAAUUCAGGUUUCCAGAUCGAUAGGUGAUGCAUAUUUGAAAAGGUCGGAAUUCUCUCUCGAUCCAUCCUUUCCACGGUUCCACCUUGCCGAGCCUCUUCGACGACCUGUUCUUACUGCCGAACCAUCGUUAAGCACAAGAGUUCUACAACCUCAUGACAAGUUUCUCAUAUUUGCAUCUGAUGGUCUUUGGGAGCAACUAUCGAAUCAACAAGCUGUCGAGAUUGUGUAUAAAAACCCACGAGCGGGAAUCGCAAAAAGACUUGUCAAAACAGCAUUAACCGAGGCUGCAAGGAAGAGGGAGAUGAGAUAUGAUGAUCUGAAGAAGCUCGAAAAAGGGAUACGACGAUUCUUUCACGACGAUAUCACAGUUGUUGUCAUAUUUCUGGACAACGAAUUGCAAGGGAAGAAGGCACAUGUACCAGAAUUAUCCAUUCGUGGGUUCACCGACACGGUUGGACCAUCGAAUUUCAACGUUCUUCAAGGCAUCGAUGAGAAUGGAAGAUCUGUUGGGUGAAGUUAAAAGGAUGAUGAGUCUGA